AUGGCCCUUCUCAACCCGACCUUUCUCCUGGGACUGGCCCUCGUCGCCUACCUCUCGUCCUUUGUCCUCUUUGCCGUCAUCCGGAUCCUCACCGGCAUAUCCGUUCAGCGAGUCGGCUACCUCUCGCUUCGCCGACUUGCCUACACGUUGCGCGACGGCUGCACCAUCGAGGUUCGUGGGCUCGGCCUCAACAUCCACCGGCCCACGUUUGCCCAGCCGACAUGGAUCAGUCUCGUCCUGACCGAGCUGACCGUGUCCGUCGACAUCCGCGAGCUCCGGGCACGGAAGACGACGGCGGACGAGGACGAGGAUGCGGGGACCGAGGCCGACGGCGACGACGACGCCGUCCCGCUGCGCAGGAUGAGCUCGCACAAUGCGCACGCCGUUCACGGCGAGACCUGGAGCAAACUGACGAGGUUCAAGAAUAGGAUAAAAAAGCUGCAGAAGAACAUCAAGUGGCUCCAGAUGGUCGACGUCGUGGCGACCAGCUCGACAGUCAAGGUCGUCAACGUCGGCAGCAUCCAGGUCGGCAGCAUCACCAUCGCCGUCGACACGAGGAGCAAGAUGGCCGACCGCGCGCGCUUCCUCCAGAAGUCGUCGUCGCAGCGCCAGCAGCAGCAACAGGCCGAGUGGAUCAUGACGUUUCGGAGCGUCCACUUCACGCCCGACGGCGGCGAGUCGCUCGAGAUUCUCGAUCAUGCGCUCCUCAACGUCCACGGCUUCCUCUACGAGACAAGGGACGGGUUACGCGACGCCACCGUCGCACUCAAGCUCGGUAGAGUGCAGGUUCCGUACGACGACAUGGAGCUCUGUGCCACGCGCUUGCGGCAACUGCGCCGACAAGCCGACUCCGCCGCCGCCGAGGAGCGGCCGCCCGACAUCGUCCUCGAACGUCAGGUGCCGCUGCCGAGCUCGGAAGACCCGGGAAGCACGGUCGACGAGCUCAUGAGAUCCGUAUCAGACUCCAAAGAUUUCUUCAGCUCCAUACUGAGGGGCAUCAAGGAGGUGCAGUUUGCCGUCAGCUUCGUCGGUCUCUCGUGGAAGAUCACGUCGGUGAAGCCGGCGGCGUGUCCCAUGCUGCUCACGGCGUCCAUGAAGGAGGUUGGCAUCGACCUGCACCGCCUGGACCCCAAGUCUCCGGCCCACAGAAUGUACUUUUCCCCAAAGGACAUCGCCCACGAGGCUCUCGCCGCUGCCCUGUCCAUCUCGGUCGGAUUGGAUGAUGGCCGUGGACAUGCGCAGCGAUUGCUGUACGUGCCCAUGGCGACCACCACCGUCCGCACCACGCUGCCGUCCAAGUCCGUCGAGCUGGCCCGGGACGGGAGCAUCGAGGCGAAGAACGCCAACAUCUUGUUUGCCAGCUCCGUCGUGACCUCGCCGGCCGUCGACCUGGAUCCCUGCCACCUCCCCCUCCUCAUCGCCCUCAUGCGGCCGAAACCGAAGCCGCACAAGGCGCAGCACAACACGCCGAGCCACCUCAUCUCGCGCCUCCUCCCCAAAGCCAACAUCAAGUUUUCCAUGCACGAGCCGGUCAUUCGCAUCAGGCUGAAGCCGCUGCAGGACACGGAAGACGAGGAUGAUUUUGAUCUCAUCAUCUCGUCCAUCUCGUCCGUCUCGCUCGACGUCGAGUCCUCCCAUUCGCAGCUGGAGGACUCGCACUACUUCCUCGACGGCUCCCUGCGCCUGCAAUCCCCCCGGCUGUAUUACCAGACCUGCUCCGGGGAAGUCUUCAACCUCAUCACGACGGAGGCUUUCGACGUCAAGGCCCACCUCGGCGCCAGGCCGGAUGUUGCCGUCGACGUGACCGGGGACAUCAAGUCCUUCUCCAUCAGCAUGAUGAGGCCGGAGAUCACGGAUGGCCUGCGGCAGAUCGUUCGUCAGCUGCGCGUCGACGUCGAGCCGGACAAGCGAGCGACGUCGAAAUCGACCAAGCACCAGAGCUUCCUUCGAUCGAUGCCCGAAUGGCUCGUGCGGUGCCACUUCGAGGCCUCCGACUUCAACGUCGAGGUGGCCGGCGUGGACGAGGAAAUCUCGGACGACGUCCGAGGCGUCUCGGUCCACCUCGACACCUUCACUGCCGAGUAUCGCGCCCGGAGACUCGACGGGCUGCAGCGCCGACGGCUGACACGCCGACGGGCGCACAGUCGGUCCAUGACCCAGUCCGACUCGGACCCGAUCCCCUUCUUCCCCACCUCCCCCAAAUCGAGGCGCAAGGUGCAGAAUGCCGGCGAUGGCCGUCGGCUCGCCGUGCACGUACGAGGCAUGGAGGGCCAGAUCGUCGAGGCCGCCGACCGACUCGAGGCGGAACCGUUCCUCCACGUGCCGCGCUUGGAGCUCGCCUUCUCGACGUCCAGCGACAGCCAGGGACCCAUGUUCCACGUCCAGUCCUCGAUACGGACCAUCAUGCUGCAGUACUCCCUGUACCGACACUACGCCGUCGGCGUCGCGACGAUGACGCUGAGGAGAGCCUUCAUGAGGACCGGGCGAGACGUUCCCCGGAAGCGCCAGGAAAGCACCUAUCUCAGCCCCGACGACAUCCCUUCCGCCGCAGCCUCCGGCGGCAUGUCCACCGUCUCCCCCGAGCUGCUGACCGUCGACGUCAAGGCAGCACUUUUGCAGAUCAAGGCGGAGCUGCCCCACGAGCCGAUCAUGAUGCUCCACGUCUACGGUCUGGAGACGGGCCGAAACAGGUGGUCGACGCCCUUCAUGUCCUCCAAGCUCAUACGUCACUACGUGGAGCCCCCGCGGAUGCGCAAUGUCUGGGCCAAGAUGGUCAGCGUCAAGAACGGCAGGGUCGACUUGCGCGAAUCGAGGCACAAGACAUCCCUCGGUACCUACGUCGAGGAUAAGAUGGUCGACAUCGUCUGCGAGGCGAUCCGGGUGGCGGUCCCUCACGAAGUGUUCGUCAACCGCAUCACCGACAACAUCAUCAACGUCAUCAAAUCGAUCAAGCAGCUGCACCAUCGGUUCAAGACCGGCACCAACGAGUACAUCUUGGAGAAGAGGCCCGUGGCGCCGAAGAAGGUGCCCAAGGUGUCGGUGCGGACGCGCAACUUCCUCUUCGAGAUGGAAGAUGGCGCGUUCGAGUGGAAGCUGGGCAUCAUCUAUCGCACUGGCCGCCUCGAGCAGGUGCAGAGGCUGGCUCGGGAAGAAGCGUUCCGGGUCAAGUCGAAGCGGGUCCGCGAGGAGGGAUCGAGGAAGGGAAGCAAAAUUCGAUCUCGAUCCGCCCUCGCCCGCGGUCGAUCCGAUCAGUCCACGACGUCGUGGUUUCGAAGUCGAAGUUUGGACGGCUAUGACCAGGACAGCCACGGCUUCGGAAAGGGCACGAUGCCCCGGUACAAUCCCGAGGGCGAGAGCCUUGGCAUCAGCGGGAAUGCCAAGGUGUCCGAAACCGAAGCGCGUUCCCACCUCGACAUGUUCAACGCCAAGUCGUGGAAGAUGCGCAUAGAGCGUGCCUACCAGGUGUCGCAGACCAGCACGAGCGAGCUGCGGGACAUGUUCUGGGGCUCGACCGACCUGCCCGAAGACGUCGAGGAGACGGAGAACAUUCUCGAGGUGCCUCGGAGACCGGCUCUCAUGUCGGCCAUGAUAUCCGACCUGCACAUCAUCGUCGAUAAGCCGACGUUUGCUCUGCCGGACCUGCCAGACUUCAUCCACAAGGUCGGAAAGGGCGUGCCGAGGGACAUGAGGUACAGUCUCCUGGUGCCCAUGCACAUCUGCAUCAUCAUGGGCGAGGCUCGCCUCUCCUUGCGCGACUACCCGCUACCCCUGCUGCACAUACCGGGGCUGAAGACGGGGCAGUCGUCGCGGAUGCAGUCGGUGCAGCUCAAGGCCAACUUCGUCCUCGCCGAGGAAUUCAGGGGCCUCGAAUCCACGCGGCGGGUGCGAGUCAACAUCGUCCCGCCCCGAGGCACCGAUCCGGCGUCGCCCAACGAAGGCAGCUUCGCCAUCGAGGUGCGGAGGACCAUCGGCCCCGUCAAGUCCUUCUCGGACGUCUACAUGGACAUCAACACGGGCCUGCCCACUCGGAUCACCUGGGGCCCCUGCUACCAGCCGUGCAUCCAGGACAUGAUGAUGGUCGUCGAGUCCUUCACGAAGCCCCAGGUCGACCCGUCGGAGAGGGUCGGCUUCUGGGACAAGCUCAGGCUCAACACGCACUCGCGCGUCCACAUCGCCUGGAAGGGAGACGGCGACCUGCACCUCUCCCUCAAGGGGACCCGCGACCCGUACCAGGUCACGGGCAACGGCGCGGGAUUUCUCAUGUGCUGGCGCAACGACGUGCAGUGGAACAUCAACGCCGAGGACGACCCCAAGCGGUUCAUGACCAUCGACAGCGGCGAAUACAUCCUCGCGAUACCCGACUACAGCCACUUGGUGCGGGAGGCGGCCCGCCAACGCGAGGCCGACGACGGCCACCUGAUGGAGGACAACGCCAAGGCCGGCGCCAACUUCAAGAAGGUCGUCAUGAAGCUGUCGGGCAAGGUCCAGUGGAUGGCGGGCUUGAUGUUCGAGCGCGCCAUCGAGGACGGACGGCGGAACUUUGACUUCCGUCCUCACUACGACGUCGUCUUGAAGAACCCCAUCCACGCGAGGCCAGACGACGACGGGCGGCCGUACGACGCCAUGCGAGGCUUCAGGAGCCGGCACAUCCACCUGUCCAUCGCCAUCCGAGCGCCGGUGGACCGCGACUGGAUGUCGGCGAACCCCGAUCCGUCGAGGAGCUACAACACGGUUCACCUGACCCCUCGCUUCUUCACGCACUUCUUCGCCUGGUGGGGGCUGUUCAGCCAGCCGAUGUCGCUGCCGAUCCGGCAGGGCAGGCUCUUCCCCGGCCACGAGAAGAACAGCAAGAAGUUUGGCCGGCACCUGGCGACCAUCAAGUACAGCCUGCUGCUCUCGCCGCUCUUCCUCAGCCACAUAUACAAGCACAAGGACGCCGAAGACUAUCCGGAGAACGCGGUCUCGGCGACGGGCCUCAAGGUGCGCUUCGACAGCUUCAUGCUCGACCUCCACCAGCGGAGGGAAGAGUUCAACACGCUCGGCAAGGGCAAGAACACGCAGAGCAGGACGUCGGGCAUCAAGAUCCACGCCGCGCAGCUCGACCUCGCGAGCGCCGACAUCCGAGCCGUGUCGGCGAGCCUCAAGGGAACGACGACGGACGCCAUCAGGAGGGGCUGCCUGUCGACGCUCAUCACCGACCAAGACGACAAGCCCGACCUGUCCAAGUUUACGAUUCCGGACAACGAUUUCAGCUGGAUCGACAUGGACGACUUUGUCGAGCUCGACUGGAUUCUGCCGACGGAGCCUCACCCGAACACCAAGAUCCUGCCGCUGGCCUUUGCACCGCGGUUGACGUACUUUCGUCAGACGGACAUUGGCGGGACCAUUGCCGGGGAUCCCACGCGGUCGAGUCCGUUCGGCAACGAGCCGACGCAUUUCUGCAGCAUGGCGCACGACGACGACCCCAAGCACGUGCAGAGACAGCUGAUACAGGACCGGCUCGACCAGCUCGAAGUCCAGAUGCUGGCACACUCGAGGAGCGUCGGAGAGGCGGAGCUGAGGAUGAUCCAGUCCAACCGCAGCCAGGAGCCCGAGACGGUCGACGACCUGGACGCUCUCCGCAAGCACACCAACGUCCUCAAGGACAAGAAGGCCUUUUUGGCCAAGAUGCUGGAGCAGAUGACGGCCAAGACGCCGGGCCAGGUCAACGGCAACGGCAACGGCAACGGCAACGGCCAGGCCAACGGGAGCGGGGCCGUGCCGCGGUCGGAAACGUCGAGCGAGAGCGACAACGUGCUGGACAUUCCGGCGGCGGCCGAGUUCGAGAGCGACUUCAACAACCGCUUCGUCAUCCACAACCUGCAGCUCAAGUGGAACAACACGCUGCGCAACAUUGUGCUUCGUUACUUUCACCAGAACAGCCAACGGCGCGGCUUCGUCUACUACCUGUCGCGGCCGGCCGUCAAGUUCAUCCUGGACAUUGUCGAGGAGCAGAGCCGGGCCAAGGCCGGCGGCAAGCCCUCGGGCGCGUCGUCGCCUCCCGACGGCGGCGCGGCGGAGGGGGCGAAGAGCGCUGACAACCUCGAGGAUCGCAUCAGGAGCAUCCUGGGCGAGGAGCGCAAGUACGCGCGGGCCAGCUUCGGGACCAACGGAGACGGCACCUGCGCGGCCAUCGAGGACCUCGAGAGCGGCAUCUCGCAGGACUACAGCCCCCACAGGGGCUACCACCUGCGGCUGAUCGCGCCGCAGAUCCAGCUGCAGAGCGACAAGAACAGGAAGCACGUCGUCAUCGUGACGGCCAAGGGCAUGGAGCUCAAGGUGCUCGAGGUCAUGGACAAGACGAGGAUAUCGGACAACGUCAGCGGCCUCGUGCAGCGGCGCUUCCACCUCAACAUGGACAGCACCCAGUUCUUCGUCACGCACCAGAAGUGGUUCCAGACCAGCCUGGUCUCCAUGUAUGCCGGGAGCAUGUACGGCACGCCCGUGGGCACCUCGUGGCCGCCGUGGGUGCCCAUCGAGAUCAUGUUCAACUUUACGACGGAUCCCUUCGGCUUCAAGCGCGUCGUGCAGAAGACGUCGGCGGUGCUCCGGUACGACAAGUACAACAACCUGCGGCUCAAGUACAACGACGACGUGGUCAACGCCGACGACGGCGUCAGCGAGGCGCCGCCGGAGCCGGAGAGCCGGGCGGACAGCCUCUGGGUCGAGUUUCCGCAGGCGCGGGCGCUCUGCAACUCGUCGCAGUACUACGCAAUCUACGUCAUCGUCCUCGACCUCCUCAUGUACAGCGAGCCGCUGGAGAAGACGCGGAGCGAGCGGCUCGAGAAGAUCAUGCUGGCGUCGGACUUUAGCGACCUCAGCGGCGCGCCGCAGAUGGUGCAGAAGCUGCAGGAGCGGAUCCGGCAGCUCGAGGAGAUCAAGUCGCACUUCCAGAUCUACUCCAAGUUCCUCGACAGGAGGGGAUGGGAGGACCGACUGGCGCUGGAGAAGGACCUCGCGGCGUGCGAGGACGAGCUGUUCUUCCUCAUGAAGGCCAUCACGACGUCGCAGCGAAAGUACGACGUCAACUCGGACACGAACGCGCUGGUCAAGUGGAGCCUCUCGGCGCGGGAGAUUGUCUGGCACCUCCUGCAGGACUCCAACGAGCCGCUGGUGGAGCUGCAGCUGAAGGACGUCGAGUACGACCGGACGGACAACUCGGACGGGUCGCACAUGAACCUCGUCCGUGUCGGCAAGGUGCUCGGCCUGAACCUGCUCCCGGAUGCGACGUACCCGGAGAUCAUCGCGCCCUACCACGGCGACGACAAGGCCGGCGGCGGGCCGCCGGGGCCGGACAAGGACAUGAUCCGGGUCUACUGGUACAUGCUCGAGGCCAUCGCGGGCAUCCCCGUCAUGGACCGGUUCGAGGUCGACCUGUUCCCGAUGAAGCUGCAGCUCGAGCGCGAGGCCGGCAAGCGCAUGUUUGAGUACAUCUUCCCCGGCAUGGACGGAGACAAGGCCUCGGCGGCGGCGGCGGGGGGGACGAAGGGCGCGGCAGCGAACGAGGCGGGCCAGGACGACGACGACAGCGACCUGCCGAGCUCGAACAACAGCCGGCUGGACACGCCGGCGGCGGCGGACAGGGACUCGUCGGGCUUCUCGACGCGGGCCGGGUCGCUCGAGCUCCGGCUGCGACCGACGCUCUCGUCGCACACGCCGCAGGAGCGCAGCCCGAAGAAGGCGCUCAGCGUCAACGGCGGCGACGGCCACCCCUUCCGGCUGUUCCGGUCGACGGGCACGGGCAAGUCGAUGCUGUCCAAGAACGCGUCGCACGACUCGCUGCGGGCGAACGCGACGGCGCGCGCCGGCGUCCUCGGCCGCUCGGCGACGGGCUUCUCGAUGAAGGAGGUGGGCGAGAUCAAGAAGGGCCGCUUCGGCCUGCGCGGCAAGGGGCAGGCCGACGACAAGCAGCAGAAGUCGGACGACCUGAGCAAGAUGAUGCGGCGGGCGAGCAACUUCAUGACGUUUGCGCACAUCCGCAUGCCGUCGGUCGUGCUCUGCCUCAGCUACAAGGGCAAGGACUCGCGAAACUUUGAGGACGUGCACGACUUUGUGUUCCGGCUGCCGACGAUCGAGUGGCAGAACAAGACGUGGUCGAACCUCGACCUCGCGCUCGCGCUGAAGAAGGCGGUCGUCAAGGCCCUCAUCUCCCACACGGGGGCCAUCAUCGGCAACAAGUUCUCCAAGCACCGGCCGAACGCGGAGCAGCGCAGCAAGCUGAGGGAGCUCGCGAGCAGCUCGGUGCUCAUCUCGUCGGGCGGGGCGACGACGCACUACGCGGGCAGCAUCAACGACAGCGACGACUCGUACAGCGUGUACGGCACGUCGCCGGUGGACUACUCGCGGUCGCCGCCGCGGUCGGCGAGCGGCAGCACCUUUAGCAGCAUCCCGGGACCGCGGUCGGCGAGCCGCAGCAGCAGCGUCGCGAGCGCGAGGUCGUACAGGACGGGAUCGGGGCAGUCGGGCCCCGGCGUGCCGUCGUUUCUCGCCAUGACGCCGCCGACGCCGGUCGAGGGCCGCGGCGGGACGGGCCUGGGCAUCGACCUCCUGCGACCGUCGAGCAGCGGCGGCGGCGUUGUCGGGGCGUCGCACCGGCGCGCGCUGCGGAGGAUCGGCGGGGCCGACAGCAGGCCGGCCAUGACGGGCGCCGGAAGCGGCGAGUCGGACGACCGGAGGCGAACGACGGGGAGCGGGCUGCGAGACAAGUUCAACGCGCUGACGUACCGGAUGCACAACCGCGAGAGCGGCAGCAACGGCGACGACGACGGCCGGACGGGCGACGAGGAGGCGAGGGAGGCCAAGGCUCGCGGGAACAGGCGCGGCUGGCCGCAAGGACGCAGCAAGGCGAGCUGA
Molecule: messenger RNA, 8892 nt
Organism: Drechmeria coniospora
Lineage: Eukaryota; Fungi; Ascomycota; Sordariomycetes; Hypocreales; Ophiocordycipitaceae
Exons: 1
Coding region: 1-8892 (2963 amino acids)
Source: RefSeq, a predicted model, not a curated record